AUGACAACGCACCUUCCCACCGGCGCGCCGGUGUCACGCACUUCCACGCCGUCCAACUUCAGCCAGCCAACAAAAGAUUCGUCAGGCCAACUCCUGCCGGGAAUCCUCAUGCUCCACGGAGGCGGCUCGAACGCAACGGUCUUCAAGAUCCAGUCUCGGCGCCUGAUCUGGAACCUGUCGAAACAAUUCCGGUUCGUGUUCGCCGAAGCGCCGAUCGAAGGCACGCCCGGGUUCGGCAUGCUCCCGGUGUUCGCGUCUUGCGCACCCUUCUACCGCUGGAUCAACCGGCGCUUCGUGCUGGGCGAGAGCGACCACGAAGCCACGCCGCGCGACGAGGCCGAGACCGUGGACGGGAUCAUCCGCAAGGCGAUGGAGGAAAACGGCGGCGUCGCGAGCUUCAAGGGCGUGAUUGGGUUCAGCCAGGGCGCGCGCCUGGUCGCGGGACUGCUCCUGCGGCAGAAGAUCGAGGAGCGGGAUUGCCUGGGCGGCUCCGAGUGGAAGUUCUCCUUUGGCGUCAUGCUCGGGGGCCCGUUCCCGCCGAUUUCGCUGCACAGCGCUGACAAAGUGGACACGAAGGACUACGAGCUGCUGAAGCAGAUCCCGACCGUGCAUGCGUGGGGCCGUGGCGACCAUGUCAAGCCUGGUUGUGUAGAGCUGCACAAGGCCUGUGAGAGUGACGUCUGCUUCCAGAUGGAGUAUGAGGGCGGGCAUCACCUGCCGCUUAAGGACGUCGAGGCGAAAGAUCUUUGUGAUCUGAUCAAUGCGGCUUAUUUUGCGGGCGGUGGGACGUAUGGCAUUAGCGCUGAGGAGUCUUAUUAG
Exophiala aquamarina CBS 119918 is the source of this 819-nucleotide messenger RNA. RefSeq lists its product as uncharacterized. The coding region runs from base 1 to 819 and encodes 272 amino acids. The transcript has a single exon. The record is from RefSeq and is a predicted model, not a curated record. Lineage: Eukaryota; Fungi; Ascomycota; Eurotiomycetes; Chaetothyriales; Herpotrichiellaceae. Gene Ontology annotation, biological process: secondary metabolite biosynthetic process. Gene Ontology annotation, cellular component: cytoplasm; nucleus.